UUUUUUUUUUUUUCCGUCUCAAUGAACGACGUUGGGUUUUCGCCACGUCUAUUGUCUCCAGUCUCUGGGCUGGUGACGUUGGUUCGAGACGCGUCGUCCUCGUUCCUCGCGUCGGUCAUCGCUGCACCUGCGACGGAAGCCCAAUCCCAGGUCCACGCUCAAACCCGCGCUCUGGCAUCGACACCCUCGAUCGUGCACACCGUGUCUGAUGCAACGGUGGCCGAUCGAGCUGCGUCUGGGUCUGGAUCUCUCCUCGUCGCCGAGCCACUUCCUGUUGUGCCAAGCGCAAGCGCAAGCUCAAACUCGGCCGUCGGGCUCCAUCCCGCUGAUCAGAAGCUCAGCACUGCAAUGAUGCCAUUCAGGUCGCACGGCCUGCGUGUUGCGUCGGUCGCUGCAACUGCCGCCGCUGUGCUUGCUGGCGUCCGCCGUCGCGCAGCCACAUCGCUGACCCGCCAGCUGCACCCGCUGCUCGUGAUGCCAUCUGCUGCUGCAGCUGCUGCUGUUGCUGCUGCGUCCUCGUCGUCGUCGUCGCUGGCUCUUGUGGCGCGGGCGGUCGCUGGACCCGCACUCUACACGCCCGUUCCUGCCGUCGCCUUUGCUUCUCUGCCUUACCGCCGUGCUGCUGCAACAAUGCCGUUCGGUGUAUCGUCACGCUUUAGCAGUUCCUCUGCUCCAACUUUGAUGCCCCAACCAUCCUCCUCCCUGACACUGACAAUGCCGACACGCUCCUUCUUUGGCCAGGCCAACAACCGCUCGGUCAGCUUCCCUUCUGCCAUCAACCCGCAGCCGCAGUCGCGUGCUCAAGAUGGCACUGCUGCCAAUGGCUCGCGUUUGGACGGCUUCUUGGACCGCUUCAAGUACCAAGAGCAAGGCUCGGGUCGGUCCACCAAAUCAGCGACUUCCGAUGGCGGCGAACCCGGCACGCAUGACGCUCCGAUCGUGGUCGAGGUCGCACAAGGCUCGUUCAAGUCCCAGCUCUUCAGCCUCGCUCGCCAACUCAUCAUGGUGACUGUGCUGAUGGCGUAUCUGUCGACCAUGCUGGAGGAGCGCACCGGCAUGUCCAAGUCCAUGAACCAACACAACGAAGUCCAGCCCGACACUAACUCGGACUGCCGUUUUGCGGACGUUGCCGGCGUCGACGAGGCCAAGGAAGAGCUGACUGAGAUUGUUGAAUACCUCAAGGAUCCCGAAAAGUUCCAGCGUCUCGGUGGUCGUUUGCCCAAGGGUGUCUUGUUGUACGGCCCGCCCGGUACCGGCAAGACGCUCCUCGCCAAAGCCAUCUCGAACGAGGCCAAGGCCAGCUUCUUUUAUGCCAGCGGCUCCGAGUUUGACGAGCUUUUCGUCGGUGUCGGCAGCAAGCGCAUCCGCGAGCUGUUCGCCCAGGCCAAGCGCAAGAGUCCCGCCAUCAUCUUCAUUGACGAAAUUGACGCCAUCGGCGCGUCCCGAACCACGCGCGAUCAGCAGUUUAGCAAGAUGACACUCAACCAGCUCCUGAUCGAAAUGGACGGCUUCAAGCAGAACGACGGCGUCAUUGUCAUUGCUGCGACCAACUUCCCCGAGCUGCUCGACAAGGCCCUCGUGCGUCCUGGUCGAUUCGACCGCCACGUGACUGUGCCGUUGCCGGAUGUCUUGGGACGCAAGCAGAUUCUCGAUGUCCACACGAAAGACAUUCCCGUUGCCAAGAACGUCGAUCUGAGCAUUAUCGCGCGCGGCACUCCAGGUUUUUCGGGUGCCGAGCUUGCCGAGGUGGUGAACCAAGCAGCCCUCAAAGCGUCGGUCGAAGGGGAUAAGGUUGUGACGAUGGCGCACCUCGAGUAUGCCAAGGACAAGAUCAUCAUGGGUGCCGAACGCAAAUCGGCCGUCAUUGACGACAGCGUGCGCAAAAUCACCGCCUACCACGAAGGCGGGCAUGCUCUGGUCGCCCUCAUGUCGCACGGUGCUCAUCCUGUUCACAAGGCAACAAUUAUGCCCCGCGGUCGAGCUUUGGGCAUGGUUGCUCAAUUACCCGAAAAGGACGAGAUCAGCACCACGCGUCGACAGCUGCUCGCACGCUUGGAGGUUUGCAUGGGUGGCCGUGUUGCCGAAGAGCUCAUUUUCGGCCACGACAACAUUACAAGCGGCGCUUCGAGCGACAUUGCAAGCGCGACGUCUCUUGCGCGCGCCAUGGUGACUCAGUACGGCAUGAGUGAAAAGAUUGGCCCUGUGCUGCACCGCGAGGAGGACAUGGAUAAGCUAAGCCCCGAGACACUUGCUGUGAUUGAGUCAGAGGUCAAGGCGCUAGUUGAGACUGCUUACAAAAACGCAACUCAAAUGCUCAGAACGAACAGCACAGAGCUUCAUCGCAUUGCGCAAGCCCUCAUCGAAUAUGAGACGCUCAAUGGUGAAGAGCUGAAGCUUAUUGUGCAAGGCAAAUCCAUUCCACGCGAUCCCGUCACGCCCAAGAAGCAGUAAUCACCGACACUGCGUGUCAACUAACGGCUGUGUGGCUGGUUUUCGACGCGACUAUUCUGUAUUUGUAGUAAAAUUCAACCUUGUUUGUUUUGUCUUCUGAAAGCGAAAACAUUCAAAUUUCAAAGACGUCACAUCCACCAAAAAGCGA
Capsaspora owczarzaki ATCC 30864 is the source of this 2599-nucleotide messenger RNA. RefSeq lists its product as hypothetical. Gene Ontology annotation, biological process: mitochondrion organization; protein quality control for misfolded or incompletely synthesized proteins. The coding region runs from base 631 to 2451 and encodes 606 amino acids. Gene Ontology annotation, cellular component: mitochondrial inner membrane. Gene Ontology annotation, molecular function: ATP-dependent peptidase activity; ATP binding; ATP hydrolysis activity. The record is from RefSeq and is a predicted model, not a curated record. NCBI's taxonomy places the organism in Eukaryota, Filasterea, Ministeriida, Capsasporidae. The transcript is spliced from 5 exons.